UAUUUUUAAAAUCAUUGAAGCCGCACAUUAUUUGCUUUAAAGUCAAUUGUUUUAGUACGUGUUUCAUUUCCUUACUUCAUUCUUGACGGGUGCACAGAACAACUCUGUAACAUUACUAAAAGUAAUUUCUUUUACCUAACACUAAGUGAUAGAGCGAAAUACCUCCUCGCCACAUUAUAAUAAUAAAAAAUAUAAAAAGGGCGAAAAUGAUUUAGUGAUGUCGCUCUUUGAAAUUUUGAACAUUCAACGACGUAACUCUGUGAGCCAUGGCAGACCGAAUCCAAAUUUAAACGUUUCAAGCGGUACCACGGCUGACAGUGUUGCAGUGCAGCCGGAUUUAUCAAACGCUAUUACAUACGCAGUACAUCGCAGUGGUCGUACAAAGAGGAAAGUGACUAAAACUGUCUUUACCUGGACAGUUGAAAAUUUUCGUUUUUGGUACAAUGAAGCCAAUGAUGUGAAAACAGACUUAAAGUCGCCAAUAUUUUCAAUUGGUACCAACAAAGAGUCCAAAUGGUGUCUUCAAAUGAAAAGAGAAUAUGAAAGACACCCUACUCUUGGACCACUAAUACCAAGACAACCAAUAUAUGCAGCAAGGCGACGCUUGGUUUAUAUGUAUAUCUCACUAGUCUCAAGCAAUAAACCCGUAGUUCACGCCAUGGCGAAAGUUGAGCUAUUAAGUUCAAACAAAAUAAUCCAAACUAUAGGACCAUUAAGGCAGGACGAUUUUAAAACAAUUACUGAAGGGUCUGAUUAUACGAAAGCACCGCUUAACAUAAAUAAUUUAUUUGAAUCGGAACUGACAAUUCGUUGCGAGAUAGACGAGAUGGACUUUGUUAAUACCUCUGGCCAGUCGAAAAUAAUGCAACGUAAGGUGACUGAUACCAAAUUGAGUAAAGAUCUAGGAAAUCUACUUGAAAAUGGGAAGUUCAGUGAUGUUACAUUAGUUGUCUGUAACCUUGAAGUCAAGGCUCACAAGAAUAUACUAGCUGCUCGCAGUGACGUCUUUGCUGCCAUGUUUGAACAUAAUAUGGAAGAAAGCAAACUUAACCGAGUCCUCAUAGAAGAUAUUGAUUAUAAUGUAUUAAACGAAAUGCUAAAAUUCGUCUACACAGGAAGAGCGCCUAAUAUAGAUAAAAUGGCUCAUGAAUUGUUACUAGUUGCCAAUAAGUACGCCCUGGAAAACCUUAAGAAAAUGUGUGAAGAUGUCUUGAGUGCUAAGCUUUCUGUAGAAACUGCUGCCGAAACGCUAGCAUUAGCUGAUGUUUAUAAUGCUGGUCAACUGAAAGCACAUACGGUGGCUUAUAUUAAAAACCAUCUCACCGACGUUAUGCAAACACAAGGUUGGCAAGAUAUGAUUGCAACGCGUUCAUAUUUAAUGGCUGAUGUGUUGCAUUCUUUCGCUAACCAACAAAUUCAAACAUAAAAUCACCAACUAAAGGAAUGAAGCUCUCAAACAAUCGUU
This is a messenger RNA of Glossina fuscipes, 1465 nucleotides long. Its product is annotated as protein roadkill-like. The record is from RefSeq and is a predicted model, not a curated record. Lineage: Eukaryota; Metazoa; Arthropoda; Insecta; Diptera; Glossinidae. The coding region runs from base 218 to 1426 and encodes 402 amino acids. The transcript has 8 exons. Gene Ontology annotation, cellular component: cytoplasm; nucleus. Gene Ontology annotation, biological process: regulation of proteolysis; proteasome-mediated ubiquitin-dependent protein catabolic process. Gene Ontology annotation, molecular function: ubiquitin protein ligase binding.